Messenger RNA from Knipowitschia caucasica, 810 nucleotides. Lineage: Eukaryota; Metazoa; Chordata; Actinopteri; Gobiiformes; Gobiidae. The record is from the annotation of a GenBank genome assembly.
AUGCGGGAGCCACGCACCUCACAAUGGAUCCUCCCACUCCCGCGCUACGAAGAGCGUGGCCCCCGCAGCACCGCUGACUGCAGCGGAGGAUAUUACUAUGGGCCCGCGCACAUGUCCGCUGAGGUCCCCGGUGAUGUUUGGGCCACGCUCCUCGUAGCAUCGGAGGUGGCGCCAGCCUCACCAGAGCCUGCGCUGGAGGUUUGCGCGGCCUUGUGGGAACGCUGGUGGCUCCUGCGUUCCCACAAGCCUGCGCAAACCAACAACCCCGAGCUCCUUGCAGUCAGCGGUGCUGCGGGGAGCAAAGCCCCUGUAUCACCGGAGACCACAGCAGUGGAGUGGCCGGAGAAGGACAACAUUACCAGUCCGCUAGGGAGCGCGCCAGUCCGAGUGCCAAAGGUGACCAAACUCUGGUUAGCCGUAGGUCUAAGGGCCAGGGAGACGACGGCCCACAACGCCAGUACCACUACGCUGCAUGCGGACGCCAGAGAGCGGGUAGCUGCGCUCAUCGGUGGGGCCUCUAUCGUCGGUGUCUUGGGGGAUGAAGGGGACACCGACCUGAUCGAGGAGACUGUUCUAGAAGUGCCAGGAACAAGUGGCAGCGCACUGCAGGCUGGACCAAACGAAGAGACAGGAGAUGUGCCCGCGGCACAGAAUCCCCGAGCCGCUGCUUCCCAACCCUGCACGUCCCCAGCUCUACGACGGGCCUCGUCUUCGGCCCUCACUGCUGUGCUGGAAAAUGAAGGCAUCGUGGGUGCUCCCUGGCCCCCGGGCGACCAUAUUAAGGACCCGCAGUCGGGCAUCACAAAUUAG